Molecule: messenger RNA, 2416 nt
Organism: Bursaphelenchus xylophilus (pine wood nematode)
Lineage: Eukaryota; Metazoa; Nematoda; Chromadorea; Rhabditida; Aphelenchoididae
Source: the annotation of a GenBank genome assembly
AUGACAUGCGAUUCAUUUGCCUCCAAUUUUGAUGGAAUUGAAGUGGAUCCGGAGAAUAUUCGAUUUCUGAAAACACCGGAUGAAUUUUACAAUACUUUGAUUGUAAGUUUGUCAAGCUCUUUUCAUUAUUUAUUUUAGGAUAAAGUUGGUAAUGCUCAAAAUCGAAUAUAUAUGUCCGCAUUAUAUUUAGGGACUGGAGAUUUAGAGAAAAAGUUGGUAAGCAAGACUGUGAAAUAUGAAAUACGAUUUUAGGUAACAAAAUUAGAAAGCUGUUUGAAUUCAAAAGAAGAUAUAACAAUAAAGUUGCUGUUUGACUACUUGCGAGGAACAAGAGGCGGAGAAAAGAGUUCAGCCGGGAUUCUUCGGCAUCUGGCGGAUCGGUUGGAAGUAAGUGUUCUUUAUGCAUCAGUGUUAUCUUUUUAGGCUUACUUCUUCCAUACACCCGAUCUUCGGGGGGUUUCCAAGAAGUACUUGCCCGAAAGAGUUAAUGAGAUUGUUGGAUUACAACAUAUGAAGUUCUUUAUUUUCGAUGAUUCAAUUAUAAUAUCAGGUGCCAACCUCUCUGAAACUUACUUUACCAAUAGACAAGAUCGAUACGUUGUUAUUGAAAAUUCUCCCAAAUUAGUUGAUUUUUUUGUUGCCUUGUUCGAUGCUGUGUCGUCUUGUUCUUUCCAGUUGUCUGCAGAGGGAAAACUUGAACCGAAGUGUAACUGUCAUCCUUUUAAAGGUGAGUAUUGCUCUUUGAUACAAUAAGUGUUUAGGAGACAUAAAUGAAUAUCGAGAGCGCUUUUUGUCCAAGACAAACGAAGUUUUGACAGUCUUGAAGAAGAAAAAGGUAGAAACGGAUACUUUUGUCUUCCCAAUCAUCCAAAUGGGGUCAUUUGGCAUAAGACAAGAAGAAGACCUGAUAAAAAAUAUAUUUAAGCGUCAAGAUGAGGACAUAGAAGUAACAUUAGCAAGUGGUUACCUUAAUCUCUAUGAUGAAUAUCAAGAUUUAAUCCUCAGAAACUCUAAUUUCCCGGUUGAUAUUGUUUUUGCGUCCCCUGAGGUGAGAAUUAUAUAAUUUUUUAACUGUUUGUGUUUAGGCUAACGGGUUUUAUCAAGCAGAAGGAUUCUCAGGCUAUAUCCCAGCUCUGUAUGUAUACAUAUCUGAUCUCCUAAAUAAGAAAAUCAAUGCCUUGGGAAAGAAGAUACGGUUGUUGGAAUACCAGAGACCAGGAUGGUCAUUUCAUGCCAAAGGAAUCUGGAUAAAUUGGAAGGAUAAUUACGUGGCCACUGUCAUCGGGUCUUCUAAUUACGGAUACCGAAGUACCAUACGAGAUCUCGAAGCUCAAAUUAUGAUCGUUACCAAGAAUGAAGUCUUAAAGCAGAGGAUAAAUGAAGAAAAGAAUAUGAUGUUGGAAUACACGAGACAGCUGGAUAAUGUGAUUUUAGCCAAGCCAGAUCAUUAUGUGCCAUGGUGGGUCAGAUAUGUGGCCCAUGCCUUUAAGAACUUCUUUUGAGAAUAAAUCAGAUUUCUGUUCAUUUUGAGUUCUUCUUUAUUGUUUUUGAUCAAUCAGAUAUUUGUAUUGGAGAACACUCUUAUUGAUGUUGAGGAUGCCAUUUUUCAUGACUUCGGGAGGCCUGUUGGUCCGGGAGUUUGUUAAACGGAUAAAACCAGUUCAACGAAAUGGGGCCGUCGUCCCCACAAGGGGUUUAUUCACAACAACCGUCAAAAGAACCCACCGAAGGAGGACUAAGGUAAUGUCAUCGACCAAUCCUUUCAGUCCAGAUGAAUUACGACAGAGAAUUGGCGGAUUCUCGGCUAGAAGGUUGGCGUCGACGAAUGCGGAGGGUACCGAGGAAUGGUAUGAUAUCUUGUACUUGGCCUUACGUUUCUCUCCAGGAUCCCUGUUUAUCGUUACAAAAAGAUCUCAUUGUGCUUUAUGAUUGCCAAAGCUAAGCUAUAUCAGACCAUUCUGAGUGUUGGGUUGAUCCCUUGGCAAACUUACAAGAUGGUAAUGGGUACCUGCACCAUGAAUGAGUACUUCUCCGUCGUUGGUCUGGCUUUUGUCGCUCCUAUUGUGCUGAUCGGAUUCGCGAAUCUCUUCAACAAGAUCAUUGGGGUCGUCUCUUAUAACCCGGAGAAUGACACCUUCCGUUUUGGUUAUCUUUCGUUUUGGGGAACCAGAUUGAACAAGAUUGUAAGGGCUGAUGAAGUCAUCCCUCUUACUGAACAUUACUUUACAUAUGACAACAAGGCAGUACUCAAGCUUACGUUCACUGAGUAAGUUAGUAUACAAAUAUUCCUAAUUCAUUUAGCGGCGACUAUCUGCUGUUAUCAACACGAAAUGCAGAGUUACCGGACGAGAAAUUGGCCAAAUAUUUAUUCAAAGAUUUGAAUUAUUUUCCUGUUGAAGACGGAGAACAUAAAUAA